Chelmon rostratus (copperband butterflyfish) is the source of this 4259-nucleotide messenger RNA. RefSeq names its product UDP-glucose pyrophosphorylase 2b (gene ugp2b). Bases 305 to 1831 code for a protein of 508 amino acids. Gene Ontology annotation, cellular component: cytoplasm. The record is from RefSeq and is a predicted model, not a curated record. NCBI's taxonomy places the organism in Eukaryota, Metazoa, Chordata, Actinopteri, Chaetodontiformes, Chaetodontidae. Gene Ontology annotation, molecular function: UTP:glucose-1-phosphate uridylyltransferase activity. Gene Ontology annotation, biological process: glycogen metabolic process; UDP-alpha-D-glucose metabolic process. The transcript has 10 exons.
CUUCGUGCGCAGGGACCACGUCUGGCUGCCGUCCAGAGAUAAGUGUGAUCGGAUACAUGUGUCCUUGUUUCUGCUCUUUUACGUGAGGUAGACAGCACGUCUCGUCCUCCGCAGCCUCAUUUGUGAAUGGACUUAAGAGGUUGUAGACGUCUGAAUGAAUGUCCAGUUGGCUGAUAGGAUACCUCAAGGAAACUUUUUUUUUUUUUGUUCAGUGAAUGCCCUCUGGGAUAUUGAGUUUAAAGCCUUUGAUUUAUUUAAUUAUUUGGCUGUAUGUAUUGCUGAACUACUACUUGGCAGCUGAAACAUGGCACUUUAUAUAGAAGCUCUGAGUAAAGGAGUGGCCAAAAGAGGGAUGGCCCAGUUCCAGGAAAUGAUGCGGCAGCAGCUGGAGAGCUCCAUGGACACUGAGCUGGAGAACCUGCUGGACACCACCACAGACGCUGAGAAAGAGAUGUCCAGGAAAGACUUUGAGGGCUUCAAGAAUCUUUUCCACAGAUUUCUGCAGGUGAAGGGUCCGUCGGUGGAGUGGUGCAAGAUCCAGAGACCUCCAGAAGACUCGAUCCAGCCCUACGAUAAGAUCGCUGCUCGGGGCCUGCCGGACAACGUGGCCGACUGCCUGAACAAACUGGUGGUGGUGAAGCUGAACGGAGGCCUGGGCACCAGCAUGGGAUGUAAGGGCCCCAAGAGCCUGAUCAGCGUCCGCAACGAGAACACCUUCCUGGACCUCACUGUGCAGCAGAUUGAGCACCUGAACAAGACUUACAACACGGACGUGCCGCUGGUCCUCAUGAACUCCUUCAACACAGACGAAGACACGAAGAAGAUCCUGCAGAAGUACACGCACCACCGCGUCAAGAUACACACCUUUAACCAGAGCAGAUACCCUCGCAUCAACAAAGAGUCCCUCCUCCCCGUGCCCACAAACCUGAGCACGAAUGGGCAAAACCCAGAAGGCUGGUACCCCCCGGGCCACGGCGACAUUUACGCCAGCUUCUACAACUCGGGCCUGCUGGACCAGCUGAUCGCGCAGGGCAAGGAGUACAUCUUCGUGUCCAACAUCGACAACCUGGGAGCCACCGUCGACCUCCACAUCCUGCACCACCUGGUCAGCCAGCCCAACGGCAAGCGUUGUGAGUUCAUCAUGGAGGUGACGGAUAAGACGCGAGCAGACGUCAAGGGUGGCACGCUGAUCCAGUACGACGGAAAGCUGCGUCUGCUGGAGAUCGCCCAGGUCCCCAAAGACCACGUAGACGAAUUCAAAUCAGUUUCAAAGUUCAAGAUCUUCAACACCAACAACCUGUGGAUCUCUCUGGCUGCCAUCAAGAGGCUGCAGGAGCAGAAGGCAAUGGACUUGGAGAUUAUAGUCAACCCCAAGACGCUCGACGGCGGCCUGAACGUCGUCCAGCUGGAGACGGCGGUCGGCGCCGCCAUCAAAUGCUUCGAUAACGCCCUGGGCAUCAACGUACCUCGCAGCCGCUUCCUGCCAGUCAAGACCACGUCUGACCUGCUGCUGGUCAUGUCCAACCUGUACAGCCUGAACGAGGGCUCGCUCACCAUGAGCCCCAACAGAGAGUUCCAAACGACGCCACACGUCAAACUGGGGAGCGUCUUCACCAAGGUUCAGGAGUACCUGACCCGCUUCGAGAGCAUCCCUGACAUGCUGGAGCUCGACCACCUGACGGUGUCUGGAGACGUCACCUUCGGGAAGAACGUUUCUCUCAAGGGCACCGUCAUCAUUAUCGCCAACCACGGAGAUCGGAUUGAUAUUCCAGCCGGCUCCAUGCUGGAAAACAAAAUCGUAUCUGGCAACCUCCGCAUCAUGGACCACUAACACCUUUUUCACCCUUCCCCCCUCCCCCCCAAUCAUGUGACCUAGUAAUUUUUAUCCCAAUCAUGUGACCUGCUUGUCAGGUUUACCCAAAAUUGUGAAAGGAAGUGGCUUUUACCUGAAGGGUGUGUGUGACUGCACAUGUACCGUGCUUCUGUGCAGUUGAUGCUUGGGAGAUACUGCCCUCUACAGGCUGCGUAUGAUACGAUAUAAACAUUUAAUGAUAUUGAUAAUGAGCUACUCAUAGCGGUCACUUUAAUGAUCUAUAACCAUGAUCGAGAGAACAAAUCAGAUUUUAUUUUUUAUUCUUUUUCAACUCUAGUGAGUUUCUUGGACGGAAAAUAAAACCUGCCAAAGCUGACUCAAAAUAGAUGAGGAUACUAUAAUAAUGAUAUUAAUCAGGAUACUAACGAGACGAUACGUCAUAGAACAAACACAUGAUUUCAUCAUCACCAUCUUCAUCCUCAGUGUGCUCUCGCAGCACUGCUCACAUCGUGUACUACCACAGUGAGGUAAAGUCAUGGUUUGUGACCGGUUUAGAUUUAUUUCAAGCACAAAGACCUCACUGUGGGACUCAGCAUGGUUCCACAAUGCAGCUGUGCAGGACGCUUCGAGGUGAAAUGACUUAAAUAUAGUACAGAGGUGGAGCCUCACCAGUCGACCAACAAACGAGCAGCGACUGUGAGACAGUGAGAGAAUCCAAACUGAGCCACCGUGCAGGGCUGCGAGAAGUCAAAUCCGAUAAAUUAAGAACGUGAUAAAACUACUAAAUUAAUCUUAUAUCUCAGACGUAUUUCCCGCUCUGGAUUAACUGUACUUGAUAUCAUCCACUGAGGAUUGCCAGACUGAUUUGGAAGCUUCUCAUUAGGAAUCGUUCUAUUUACACAUGCGUUCAUUGAUUUUAUUUCUUAUUUUAUUUUAAUUUCGGCCACUUGGGGGCAACAAACUGUGACCACAACAUUGACAUAUCAGUUUUUUCAGUUUAUCUGGCGAAUGUGUUAGCACAACGUUGCCUGUUUACACAUCCAGCAGACAGAAAACAACACUAUCAGUCAUGCGGAGCCGCGUUUCUGGACACCUGACGACUGGAAGUCCAGUAUUCAUGCUUCUUUUAGCUGUUUUUGCUCUAAAUCAACUCCUGAGGGAAAGAUAACAGCUGAAUCCUCCACUGCUGUUUAGCGCCUUUCCAUCCACCUGCGUUCAUGCGCAUUUUCACUUUGCGCAUUAACUAUUCACUAUUAUUAUUAGAAACUGAAAAAAAGGUCCAGAUAUUGCAAAACAAUUCAAAAAGAUUUGGCUCAGUGAGAACAGACUUAAAUAUAUUAAAUAUUAGAUGAUGAUGUACAUGAAGCCUGUGACUUAAAUGUCCACUGAAGACACAAAAACAUCAGAUCUGUGUGUUUGGUUCCACAAAUUAACACAUGAAACAGACAUAAAGGCCGGACCUCCAGAUGGUUUUUGUUCAGACCUGUUUGAACUCUGUAAUCUCAUUGUGGCCUCUUCACCUGAAAUCAUUAAUGGGAACGCACUGGCGAAUCAGUGCCAUUAGAGGAUGGAAAUGAGCAUUUAUCAAAAUUUCUGUCGGUUGUUUGGUGCUCUGCAGGGAGCUGAUUACUGCAGUGAUGAGAGUGCUUAAAUUUUGGCCUUAAAAAACAAAAAAAAUGAAGCUGAAAGAUCCUAAAAGUUCAGAAGGGCUGCACUGUCGCAGAAUCAUGCAGAAAUCCGUGACGUCUGUGCUCAGAAAUAAAUUGGUACCUUUGUAGCAGAGCAACGACAGCUGUGAUUCCACAUCGCAGAGCGUCCGCCGGACGUGUUUCCACCUCCAUCGUCCAGACUCACUUUGUUUGUUUGUGCCAUAGAGGAGAAACUAGCAUGUUGUCCAAGUAAUGCCUGAACCGCCUCCGUCUCUGCCUGUUCGGUGCCCUCGAGCUGUCCCGGAUGAAGACGUACGAUCCAGAUUCGGGCACAAUCACAAUGCCGUGAAAUUAUCUGUCACGAAUGAAGUGACAUCAGUUGAAAAUGAAGGCCUUUUUUUGUGACGUAGAUGAUGAAAAAUAUCAGCGAUGUUGUGCUUUAUUUUUGUUUUUAAUCCUGUACGUCUGCUCACAUUUUGACCUUAAUGUUGCGUGAAAGAUCUCAGUCAGAUCUCUCCUGUUGCCUCUGUCCAUCCCAUCAUUCAGCGUUAACUGUUCACACAAAGCCAGGACAGGAAGUGUCGUACUCCCUGCGGCACUGGUUUGCACACACACACGCAUUCAGACGGUAGACACGAGUUUCAGCGUGGGAAUACUUGAGAUGGGUCCGACCUGGACCUGAAGCCUGAAAGCAAUAAGUGUUGAUCUGUGAAGGUGACGAGGUCUCAGCCCAACCCAGUUCUGCCUCCUCAGAGCUGAAUAAAGUGCAAUAUGAAAUAAUGAGCAUGUGUUUGUCU